CGGGGGUUAGAAUGACAGAAGCAGCAGUGACGCUAUGUCCCGUAGGAAAGGAGCCUCGCGUGAACAUGACGCUAAUUAGAUGUUUACAGACGAUGCGGUGUUGAAAUCGUGUCCUGAAGAUACAGCGUUUAAACAUGUGUAUUGUUGUUUGUAUGGUAUGAAACAUGUAGAUUAAUGAAACGACACAGACAGACAGACAUUUUGUAUCACGUCGUGUAAAGCGUGGCGGGAGUUAAUUAGCGAGAUGAAAGUUGCUCAACAGUUUCCAUCCCGUCGUGUUGUGGUAAUAAUAGCAUGUGAUUUGAAGGAUUUAGCUAUGGAUAUUGUGGCUUCGUGUUUAGCAUUGCAUAAGACAUUUGAAUAUUAUGGUUUUGCAUGGGACCAGUUAAAGACUGAGGCCUCUCUGUGCUCACUGUUGUGGACAUGUAUGGUAUGGCUGCAAGACAUCAAUGACAGUGUUUGUCGCUGGUGGAAUUAAAGUACCCACACUAAAAUGUCUGUACUGCGAAAGUAUUUUUCUUUCCCUGCUUCUUCAUCACACUUUAUUUAAUUCACCUCGUUGUCAAACAUCAUCUGGUAGUAGUUAAUUUAUAAAUAAACAUAUGAGCAGUUGAUGAAAUAUCCUGAAAUAACCAGCUUCUCAAAUGUGACAAUGAUCUUUUUGUUGUGCACAAGUCAAUAUUUUUGUUAUUUACAAUAAUUGUAAUAUUUUGACUGUUCCAUUGUAAUAAUUUUGGGCUUUCCCAGAUAAAAGACGACCAUUGUGAAACAGUGGUGGUUAUUUCUUUAGUCACAAGGGAGAAUUCAACAACCGCCUGCUAAAAUGUGUCUGACUGUGUGUGUGAAAUUUAGGAGGACCAUCUUGCUGUGACCUAAACAAUUGCAACAUGCAACAUUCUCCUCUUCCUCAGUCUUUCAUUUGAAAAACAGUUGCCAGGGCAUGGUUUAUCUGCUUUUGUUGAAUGUUGAUGACAUUUUAUCUUCUAUCUCAACUUGUAUUGUAUUAAGUUCCAAAUACCGUUCCGUGGGUGUCAUUUUCACACAACCUUCAUACAUGACGUUGUACCCAACUUUAUGGGAUCCAUAUUGCACAAUUAUGCACAGUCAUGCAAUUAUCUUAUAAGAUACGGUCGAUAUAGGCUACUGUGUAUGAUUUGGGGCCAGACCCAGACCAAAGAUGGCCACUGUGAAACAACUGUGGCGAUUUCUUUAGUCAUGGCUCUGAAAUUGUGGUCCUAUGUCUUACUGUGAGAAAAAUGGCAUGGCCAAAUACUACUUUGCUGACAAAAACCCAUAUAUGUGUAAAAGUAAUUACCUCAAGCUCCUGAGUAACCGUGACAUUGAUAUAUUUAUCUUGUAUUUCUUUGUAAACCAAACAAUCAUUUGAAUAACUGGGAAAAAUCACAAGAGUUUUACUUGUAUUUAGUUGAGUGUUAACACUCUUAUUUGGGUGAAGCAUCUGAAUAGUUUCUCCACUGAUGUUUAUGGAAAGUUCCAACUGAUGAGCAGGAAUUACAGGAAUGCAUUGGUAGUUGAUACAAGAAAAACUGGGUAUUUGAAAUCAUCCGUGGUUUGAGGCUUAAUUCAAAAACAAAGACUCUUAAGAACAGCCAGGAAAGGUACUUUUACCUUUAAUGGAUUUCAGAUAAUUGACCAGGGCAUGGUUGUGAUCAUUUAAGUAAAAGUAGUAAGUUAAAGAAAGAAAGAAAAAAGGCUUAAAAAAUAGUAUUGGUGGUAAAAUAUUUGUUGAAAUGAAUAACGCAUCACAUUUCAAACAAUAUUUCCAUAUGAAAUGUUUAGGACAAGAACUACCAAGUAAAGUCAAUGAUGACAUUUUGUAAACACGUUGAUUGAUGACAGAUUCACAUAUAGUUACCAUUAGGUGCAGUCCUAGUUUCGACUAAUAUCAUAUUUAAAUACUCUUGUAGUUACCCUCAAGCAUUUUGUGGGCAGAAUUUUAAAGACUGUCAUUGAAAACAUUACAUUAUUAAGAAAGUCUUACCACAACUUUGCAUAAGAAGCUCGUCAACCAAAUUCACACAUAUAUUAUAGGGUUAUAUCUGCUCUCUGAGAUGAGUGCACCGUUUAGGGAGUGUUUUUAUUGCCAGGCCUCACUCAGCUGUGGAGAAGCAGGAGUUUAUGUCACCCCACUGUGGUGGUUGCAUUGUCCUCAGCUGCCUGCAUUGACAGCAGAACUGUCUGUUUAGUUGCUAGCAUUUGAAAGUCUGGGCUCUGUUUUGCUGUUGACAAUGAGGUGACAAAAAUUCAAAAGGGUGUUUGUAAAUUGCAAGUUUGCAAGGGGCAGCAGUUGCAUUAAACCUUAGAGAAAGACAGUUGUAAGCAGCUUCUUCAUGUAAACAGUUUUUUCAUUUUCCCCCGUUCACAUGCACAUAGCAGCUCCCAGAUAAACACAAUGUACAACAUAAAUCACUGAAUGCUUGGGACACAUGAAGCCGCAGUGUUGCGAAACAGUGAAUAAAUCACCCUUAUUUUGAUAGAAUGAUAAAAGAUGGACGUAAAUAGUGCUUUGUUUUUGUUAAGUUUUGCUUCUGCGUCCAUUGAGUGUUGUGCAUUUAAGAAUGUUGCUUAAGUUGGAUAGUUCAGUAAAUGUAGGAUCGUUUGUGAAACGCAUGCUAACCAAAAACACUAAAAUGGUGUUGAACUUCAUACCUGCUAUAUAUCAAACACAUUAUGCAAAUUAUGUCACUAUCACAAGAUGGCAGCACCUGUGUGAGGGUGUACUUGGCUUCAGGUUUCUUCUUUAUUUGUUUAAUUCACUCGGCAAACAAACCAAUGUACUCUCAGAGUUUCCAUGUUCAUUAGUUGUCUGUUUCCAGUGGAAACAUGGUUCCCAAACGCAGACCUAGACAGUCUCAUCAACCUUUUAAGGAAUAAAAAAAUACACGUAACCAUCUUGUGACUAACAGUGCACAACAUCUCAAUUUGUUUUACCCCUAGUAUAUUUGCAGGUCAUGAGUUCAGGUCCAAGGGAAGACAGACGUCUAUGGUUGUAGUACUUCAUGAAAGGGGGCACUUUCACCUAUAAAGCUGAUCUGUGCAGGUGUCUAGAGGACAUGUUACACUUCCACACUCACAGCAGUGGGAUUGUUUGCACACCUCUGCUGUUUUUCUCCCUCUCUCCCUUCUGAGAGUAUAACUUUCUGUCAGCUAUUCCUGGAGCUGGUUGGUAAACACACUCAUUGUGAGCUGCUUAAUACCCCUUUCAAGCUGUCCUUAUUAGGGGUGUGAUGCUUUAACUUAUUCAUGCUGUUCCGUUCAGUAUGCUAGACUCUUUUCUCAUUGUGAUUCAACUGUGAACUUUCUCUCAUCUCACAGUAUGGUACAGAGUUUUUACUUCAUCUUUGUAUCAUGAUCCUUUUGGGUUAUGUGUACGUUAUGCUCACACCCCAAUUCAUUUUGAUGUUUGUGAUAAUGUUGUGUAACAGAAAACAGUUAUAACUUGGCGGUGAAGAACAGAUUUAUGGACUCUUUCUUUGUGCAUGGACAUUUGAUGUAGUCCUGUUUUGGUCCCAUCACAUCAGUGUCAAAAUAUGAUGGUGUCUGCAACAUAACAAGGUGUGUGACAUGAAAAAAAGAAAGAUUCAAGCAUUUCUACUGCUUGAGCGGUGCAGUAUGUAUGAGGCCUAUGGAAUCACUUAACACAGAAUUGAGUUCUGUGUAAGGAAAUACUAUUACUUAACAUUUACAUGAUCAUUUACACACAAGUAAGGGAGAAAGAUGUGGGGGGGCUGAUAAGUGCAGGUCUGGGUACGUCCUUCACAGUUCAGUUUGAUCCCUUGUAAAGCCGUGUGGACCACUGCAUUGUUGAAUCCUGGUGUGGAAUGUGUACCAAGGCCUUUGGCCAGAGCACCACGGGCUUUACGACAACCUUGAUACAAAUCUCUGUAAGGAGAUACCUGUGAAUUAUCAGAGGGAACAAAUGUUGACAUUAGUUCAGGUCAACUGAUGUUAUUUAUUGCCUUGAACAUGUGCUUUUUUUCUGCUGAUUAUACAGAGUACAUACCUGAAAUUCAAUCCCCCAAACAAUGUCCGAAGCAGCUAUACUUUUCAUUUAGCUGCAAUUAAUUACUUGCAGGAAUUCAGUAUCAUAUACGGAAUAUUGUAUUUUAGAAUUGGGAGUUGUAGAGUAAAUAUCCAGGAUUAUUAUGUGUUGUUUCUUGAACUUGACCUGGAAAAUAAACAAUAACGGUAAUUAUUACAGUGUGAUUUUACUUCAGGAGCACAACAACAAAAAUAAUAGAAUACAUACAUUAGAUAUUAUAUUUAUGAAUUACACAAAUACACCUCGUGGAUCAACACAGCAUUUUACUUAAGAAUUGUGAAUCAUUUUGCAGUUUUAAUUUUGUGGUGUAAACUUUGUCUUUGGUUUACUGAUUAUUAACUAUCAACUGAAAGAUUGGGAUGAUUUAUAUAAUCAUGUAAUCUGGAAGUAAUUGAUCAAAUAGUAGUAGAGGUAUUUUAACGUCAACCGAAGUGAGGGACCGACUGACCGACAGAAUGAUAAUGCUGAUAUCCCGAGAGCAGUUAUUGAAAUAGUUGUCAGUUAAUUUUGUGAUGGUUGUCUCAUCAGUUCAAGAGCAUCAUGAACAGGAAUGACAUUGGCGUUAUUCCUGUUCAUCUGCUGUGAUCAGAGAGGCUCAGCACUGGUGCAUAUUUGUUGUGGUAAGCUAAUUGCAGAAUGGUAUGACUGUGUAUUCACUUUGCUUUUGUGCUGAUGAUGGUGAGGAGGCCCUGACUCACUGAGCUCCUCUCUGAAAGGCCACUUACUCACAGUGACUGACCACAGAGACAUACCAGUGGGGUGGGGUGGAGUUUAAACUCUACCCACAGUGUCGGUUCACAACAUGUUAGGUGUUCUUCCCAAAGCUCCCCCUUCCCUGGAAAUGGACACUGCUGGUGUAUUUAUAGCUGCUGAGCACAAGCGAGCUCUCUUUUUUAAACACGGCUAAGGAUCUGGUCCUUCUAACAAGAGUUGUGCCGAGUUUUGCUGUUACAUAUUCUCUGGUACGCUGUCGCUGCUUGUGUCUAGAGGGACUUCUCAGAUGAAAACAUAAGUCGAUGCAGGAAAUGGAUCACCCAGAGAGAGAAGAGAUGGAAAGGCCAGUUUUGCAAACACAACCGUCCACUCUGCCGUUUUUUGACACGGCCCAUGCCUUUAACCUGCUGCGGGGAAUCCAUGAACUCAGAGCAGAGCGCAAAUUUUUUGAUGUGACUCUGUGUGCUGAGGGUCGCGAGUUCCACUGUCACCGCACAGUGUUGGCCGCUGCCAGCACCUACUUCCGGGCUAUGUUUGCAGGAACACUGAGGGAGAGUGUUAUGGACCGGGUAGUUCUACAUGAGGUGUCAGCAGAGCUACUAGGUCUGCUGGUGGACUUCUGCUACACAGGACGUGUGACCGUCACUCAGGAUAACGUGGACCUCCUUCUGAAGACGGCUGAUCUGUUUCAGUUUCCCUCUGUCAAAGAGGCUUGCUGUGCAUUUCUGGAACAGCGGCUGGAUGUUUCCAACUGCUUAGAGAUCCAGGACUUUGCAGAGGCUUAUGCGUGCAGAGAGCUGGCAACCAGUGCUCGCCGCUUUGUCCUAAAAAAUAUAAUGGAGCUGGCUAAAGGGACAGACUUUGAGAGGCUGCCUUGGAAGCGUCUGCUUGAGUUUAUAUCGGACAACGAGCUCUGUGUGGACAAGGAGGAGACAGUUUAUCAAAUUGCAGUCCGUUGGGUGAAGACUGAUCUCAAGCGGAGACUGCACUACUGGCCGGAGCUCCUGCAGCAGGUCCGGCUCCCUUUUGUCAGGAGGUUCUUUCUGUUGGCCCAUGUCGAGAGUGACCCACUUGUGUAUCUUUCGCCAACCUGCCUCCGCAUGGUAAACGAAGCCCGUAGCUUUCAGUCAUGUGAGUACGACCGCCAUGACAGGCCCUGCCAUCGAAUGCGGCCACGGCCGUCCACAGGACUGGCAGAAAUCCUGGUGGUGGUGGGAGGCUGCGACCAGGACUGUGAUGAGCUGGUCACCGUGGACUGUUACAACCCCCAGACCGGACAGUGGCGCUACUUGGCUGAAUUCCCUGACCACCUUGGAGGAGGAUACAGUAUAGCUGCCCUUGGAAACGAUAUGUAUGUGACAGGGGGUUCUGACGGCUCUCGCCUCUAUGAUGGUGUGUGGCGCUACAAGUCCAGUGUCAAUGAGUGGACAGAGGUGUCGCCCAUGCUGAAGCCCCGCGAGUACCACAGCUCAAGUGUUCUGAAAGGUCAGCUCUACGUGGUGGCGUCAGACAGCACUGAGCGCUACGAUCACACACUGGACUGCUGGGAAGCCUUACCGGCCAUGCUGCACCCCAUGGACAACUGCUGCACCACCACAUGCAGCGGACGCUUGUAUGCAAUAGGCUGCCUGGCCGGGGAAGACACGAUGGCCGUCCAGAGCUACGAUGCAGACACCAACCGCUGGACCAUGGUCAACUGUGGACAGCUGCCUUCAUGGUCCUUCACACCGAAGACUGUGACCCUCAACGGCCUCAUCUACUUUGUCAGCGAUGACUCAGCAGAGGUGGAUGUUUAUAAUCCCCAGAAGAACAAGUGGGACAAAAUUACCCCAAUGAACCAGGUCCAUGUUGGAGGGAGUGUGGCAGUCUUGGGUGGUAAAUUAUUUGUGUCCGGUGGUUACGACAGUACAUUUGAGCUGUCGGAUGUGGUGGAGGCCUACGACCCCACCACCCACAAGUGGACUCUCGCUGGACGACUACCGCAGCCGACCUUCUGGCACGGCAGUGUCAGCAUAUUCCGCCAGUUCAUGCCGCAGGUGUCCAGUGCAUUUGAACCCACUCUCAUACCGGAGUCGAACGCCAUUCACCUGCACCGCCAUCAGCGCCACCAAGCGCUCCACAAUCUCAACAACAAUCUCAACCAGAACCAGGACGUGAACCCAGCUCACUGAGUUUGGACUUCAAAGUUCCUCUCGGAGGUGUUUAGUCUGUCCUCCCAUCAUUGUGCCAUCAUCAGUUUAUUUUGAAAUACCCCUGUCACAAUUUUAAAGCUAAAGAGAGAGAAGUAUUGCGUUGUCUGAGCUAUUUUUUAGUUCACUAAGUGUCAUAGUGACUAUCACUUAAGUCUGGUGACUGGAGAAAUAUAAAUGAAGGUUGUGUUUCUUAACUUUGUUCAUAUAUGAAAUGUUCUAGAUGUUUCCAUAGAAAAGCCUUAGGAGGUAGGUGUAUGCUGCCUUUGAUGGAUUUGACCUGAAAUAGUGAAUAGUUCCUGUAAAUGGGCAGACUUUUUAUUUGAACAGUAAUAGCAAGUAAUAAUUAAUAAAUGGUCAAUAUUUAUGACCAAACAGAACAGAAUUAUGCUUGUGUUUAGACAUCUGUGAGUUAGCCGAUGAUCUGAUGGUCUGAAGAUGAGUCUCGAUAAGCAGCCACGAGAAUAACACAUACUGUAAAGUGGCGUUGUUGGUAAUGUAUGCUCCAAAAAAUGAACAAAUUGGCAGAAGACAGAAGUGAACUCUGGUUCAGCUUUGUAGAUUUUUAUCUACUAAAGAAAAGUUCAGAGUCAGACUAAAAUUAGCGUCAUACUCUGACGAUUUCUAGGCUUGAGCAGAAGCUAAAUAUUUGGUCAGAAAUGGCAGUUAAUCUGUCUACAUUCCAAAAAUGGCAACAAUCAGUGUAGCACUAAACGGACAGAUGAAAAAACACCCUCGACUUAAACGUGUGUUGAGAAGCCUUUUCUUCAUGGUAGAAUAUCAGGAUGGUUUCACGUUUUACAAACUUUGGUUGAUACUUGUGGUUUUUUUUGUAACAUUGCUUGUGAUCUAGGCUGAACAGCGCCCCCUUGUGUCAGCCCUGUCCUUGAAACGAAGUUCAAUCUGCAGCCCUUAUAACCACCAGUCUAAUGUGCAUGCUGUUUUUAUUAUUAUUUAUGAAUGUGUGACUACUUUGUUUGUUUGUUUAUUUAUGGGCGUAUUUGUGCUGUGGUUGCUAAAGAUCUCCCUGCCCAUCAACACUGGCAAAUAGUGGAGGGUCAGCGGUCUCAACUGGAAACACUAUACAAUCUCAAUUUCCUCUCAUGUGUAAAGUAACUCCUGCUUUGUUGGGACUUUUGAUUUUAUGUCAUGCAUCGUUGUUUUCAUAGGGUUCAUACAAGUUUGUCUUGUAAAAAGAGAAUAUUUUAAAUCUUAUAUAUAUACUGUGUUUGUGUUAAUGUUUACAAAGUAGUUGGCAUAAAU
Molecule: messenger RNA, 8229 nt
Organism: Solea senegalensis (Senegalese sole)
Lineage: Eukaryota; Metazoa; Chordata; Actinopteri; Pleuronectiformes; Soleidae
Gene: klhl21
Product: kelch-like family member 21
Exons: 5
Coding region: 5080-6948 (622 amino acids)
Biological process (GO): protein ubiquitination
Molecular function (GO): protein binding
Source: RefSeq, a predicted model, not a curated record